Messenger RNA from Prorocentrum cordatum, 1855 nucleotides. NCBI's taxonomy places the organism in Eukaryota, Dinophyceae, Prorocentrales, Prorocentraceae. The record is from the annotation of a GenBank genome assembly.
UCGAUGUGGGGCUGUCGGCGGGGGUGGCGCCCCCCCCACGCUUAUUAAGAAACUCGGAACAGCCAUUUUGGCUCAAGUUUUCUGCCGGAGGCCUCGCCUCUGCGCCGCCAAGAGAGCCUCGCUGGCUGGAAAUCAAGUCGCCCAAUGGCCCUGAGCAGGGUGGCCUUCGCCUUGCUUGCGGCUGCGCCGCGCUCCGCCGCAGUGACGUGCGGCACGGUGAAGGAGUGGUACAGGGACAACGGCUGCUGCGGUGUGCCGGAGAAGGACGUCGCGGCCGGUCCGAGCGGCUACAGGUUCACGAAGCCCCCGUGCAUGUUCGCGGAGCCGCAGUCGCCCCGCGACCUGACGGACGGCGCGCAGGGGGAGAUGCGCCCGAAGCAGGUGACCUUGAAUGCGGCCCAGGCGGAAGCCUUGCCCUUGGUGAAUGUGCAUUUCCACCUGGGCGCCGAGCACCGGGCGGAGGCCUACCAGGACCAGACAGAUUCUGACGCCUACGAUAGCGGGCGCCGGUCGGGUUCGGCAGUGCGGCCAGGCUACAUGUGCGAGGCCGUGUCCAUGGCCAGUCCAGUGGAUUACACGUUCCAGCACUGCCAGGGCGAGAUGGAGGUCGGCAAGACCUACGAGGUGCAUUACGUGCACUCUUCGGCCGGGUACUCCGCAGAAGACCUCGCAGAAGCAGACGUCGACGGCAUCGAUGACGGGCUCGGAGGUGCCGCAAAUGGCAGGGGCAUCCUCAACCCGAUGAUCGUGGUCCAGGGUCAGGUGUUCCAGAUCGUUCCUGCAGAGGAUGGUGGCGUCAAUGAGAGCGACUUGCUGCACUCAUGGACUGUCACCAACCACUCGAGCGCGGUGAUGUAUCCCGGCUCCACCACUGGGACGUCGCACAACAAUGAGGUUUGCUCCCCUUACCACAUCACCUGGCACGUGGACAAACGGUGCCACAAGGUCACUCCGGAGUCUUUCGACAACCUGUGCAGACAGAUGAGGGACCUCUACGACAUGGAGUACGACCUCUACCCGCACGGCGCGCGCGUGAUCGUCGACGGGCGGUUCGUGGUGCGCUCCGAGUACGUCCUCCAGUAUGCGUAGGAGGCCCGCCGCUGCUGGCGCCGCAUGCGGGACGCCAGACAGCCGGCGCGCGGCCCGGGUCGCGACGGCGGCGGGAAGUGCCUCGGGCGAUCCUCGGGGUCCCGUGUGCGUGCAUUUUCAACCAUCAUUCUCGGGCCGGACGAAAGGGGGGGAUUGGGAAAGGGGGGGAAGAGGGCCCAUAGCUCAGGCGUGGUCUUCUCCCCCGGCCGAAGAAGGCCAGGUGGCGAGGCUCCCCCGGAGAUUUGUUCACAAGGCACUCGUUUAGCAGUCUGUGUUGCCCACCUGGAGUACGGGAAUUCCGAACAGCCUGUGCCACGCAGCGCUUCUUAAUUAUUUGGCACAUGUUGGUCAAGUGGCUGUGCGCAGGAUCACAGCUGCUAUAGUCUGGAGGACUGGGUGUGUGCUUGUGUGUCGUCCAAGCCCCUACAUCAUGCAAUUUCUCCCGCGAGGGUGCACCCUCAGCUCCGUGUUUUCGUCCUUCAUGGAUCGCAUCGCGCCCACAGCUAAUCAUGCCGUCACACGACAUCAAGUGUUUUUCUGAGGCGACCGCGGCAAAUUUUAACGCUCGUUUUCGAUUACGAUGUGACACGCUGAGAGGCUUUGUGUCCAGGAAGCGUAGCACAACCAUUCGCACAGGUGUGCUGAAUUUGAUUAGGACCACGCGUUCUCGCAGCCAGGUGCCGUGACCCUCUCAAAAGACGGCAGCGCCUGGGUCUCGGGAGCACCCGCCGCUUGGCCGCCCCCCCCGCCGCCGCCCCCCGCCGAG